AUGCUUGGACAGAUUCGCGGACGACAACCGCAGUCUCCAAUUGUUGGAUGGGUAACAGUUCUACUACUGCUUACUCUAUCAGCAUGCUGCGGUUGGUAUAGUCAACAGGUCACCACCUACUCGUAUCAAGGCGGUAGCCAAAUCAACAGCGUGACGCACGAUGUCACCGUCCGUCGUCAGCAUCUUCUAGCGAAGCUUACAUCACAAGCCGGUGGCUCCGGUUCCACCGCACCAGCGAAAGUGAUGCUCAACCCGGUCCCUUUAUCUCGUGACGUUAACUCCAUUAUCGAUCCCAUGAGAGGAGUUCCACAAGAACACCCGGAGACGCCAAAACCUACUCCAAAGCCGACGCCAAAGCCAACACCAAAGCCCACAACUGCACCAUCAAAGGCACCGACCUCGAAACCAAAGCCUGAUCCGAACGUGGAGAAGCUGUGGGCCCCCGUCAAAACCCUUGCUGAACUGGAAGAGUUCGAGUGUGUUGCAUGGCGACAAACCGCCAAUUGCUCGCCUCGUGGAGAUCUCAAACCGAAAAGAGAUGAUACAUGUGAUCGCGAAAUCUUACCUACCGACUCUGGAUUCUGUGAGUAUCGUCACCGUAAAACAGGAGAAGUACGUCGAAUUAUCGCAGCCAAGUGCAAGUCCCGUGCCAGUCAAAUGGGUUACUCGUGCGCGAAUGCCACAAUGCUUGUUCGCUAUAAUCUCAUGGCUGACAACUACAAGCCAGACUACCCGCUUUCGUUUGAGAACAACCAGCGCGAUUUCCUCCAACAGAAUAAUCUCACUAAAGAGAAGGCGUUGGUACUAAGUGGACAGAAAGUGGAGCCCCCUGCUUCGUUUACACGGGGAAUCGCGUACGUAGUAUACGAACAGUUAUUCCUCAGUGUCUACGCAGCGAUUCGAGCGUUGCGUUCUACCGGUUGCACCCUUCCAAUCGAACUCUGGUACCGAGAAGACGAGACCAACACGUCACAUCCACUAUUACAAGAACUCCGCAGUAAAUACGGUGCUUAUUUACGGGUCAUUAAAGACCCACGUGCCGUCAAGUUCUAUACAAAACUCUAUGCUGUUUUUUAUAGUGCUUUCGACAACCUGCUCCUAUUAGACGCCGACAACUUCGCAGCGCGUGACCCAACGCACUUAUUCACUACCGAGGUGUAUAACGACACUGGUGCGGUCUUCUGGCCGGACUUCUGGAUGCCCAACCGCACAAUUUUCAAGACCAAGAAAGGCAGUGACGUGUGGGAACUCAUGGGCGUUCCGUUUGUCGACAUGUUCGAACAGGAAAGUGGCCAAGUGCUUGUGAACCGAAUCAAGCACACCAAGGCAUUGCAUACAUUAUUACACUAUGGACUCACAGAGCCUCACCUUCCAGCGGAGUUCGAUAUGCUCUGGGGUGACAAAGAUCUCUUCCGCUUUGCCUGGAUGCGUACAAACUCCAGUUUCCACAUGAUCAAGCGCCCAGCAGGCAGUGCAGGACUAAAAGCACCCCAUCUCAACAUUUUCUGUGGCAACACAAUGGUACAGCACGAUCCUGACGGUGACAUAGCGUUCCUCCAUCGGAAUAUCGUCAAGUUUUUACCAGAUGGAAAUAAUACGCAGAAACUCUGGCAAUAUGUGCAGCAGUACAAUAUGAACCAAGAUUUACGGUUUUAUGAAGUUCGUGGCGAUGUGGAUCAUCGAUGGUUCCCGAGUAUUAGGAAGUGCUAUGGUAGACGUAUCAAUUAUCUCCGAGCGUACUCUCUCAAGCCCAUCAAGGACUUCCCGUUUGCUGGUCUUGAGGACGAAAUAAUAAGGCACGUACAAGAAGGAGAGAAGAUUAUCAAGCAGUCUGGAUACAUAAGUGCAGCAACUGAAGCUCCAAAGACAAAGGUCAGUAAGAUAAGAAAAAAUUAACCUAGAAAAUCCAUUCUUUUUAAUUCUUUUAGGCAC
Phytophthora nicotianae INRA-310 is the source of this 1932-nucleotide messenger RNA. RefSeq lists its product as hypothetical. The transcript has a single exon. Gene Ontology annotation, biological process: mannan biosynthetic process. Gene Ontology annotation, cellular component: Golgi apparatus. NCBI's taxonomy places the organism in Eukaryota, Oomycota, Peronosporomycetes, Peronosporales, Peronosporaceae. The coding region runs from base 1 to 1896 and encodes 631 amino acids. Gene Ontology annotation, molecular function: alpha-1,2-mannosyltransferase activity. The record is from RefSeq and is a predicted model, not a curated record.